AGAAAAAAGACGUCACAAUAUGAAGUUGAGUAAGUUGCAUUCUGUAAAAAUUAUUUGAAAGUUUUGUAAAAGUAACUCCCUUUUAUGGACAUUGACGCUGACUAUGAGAACGACGAACACUUUCUUUGUUGAAAGGGAAAAACCAGAGGCACAAUUUGUAGGUAUCAGCCUCCAGACAUGGACAGUAAUCGGUCCCCUCGUCCUACUGCUGGCCACACUCAAGAGUUCGCUGUUUGAGGACGAUGCUCGGAAUCUACAGGAUUACCGGGUGAUGGGAUACGCUGUCGAGUUCGGACUCAUUGUGACGCUGUGCUACACACUUUACAAGAUUUCACAAGUGUGGUACCUGCGGAAGUACAAACUAACGACCAUACCAACACCGGAAGUACUAAUUGAGGAAGAGUCUCCGCUGACAGAUGAUUGUGGUGUUGAACCGGAAGUGAAAACUGCGGUCGCAUGCCAAACUGAUACGCGAAACUACUCGGAGGAGUUGGAUAUUAUAAAGAAACGACACAGUAAAGAAAUUCGAACUAUCAAUAGAGAGAUCCGAAUGAUGCGCAGACGAUACUCGGAAAAAGUAUCAAAGGCCCGGGACCUGGUGAAAGAAACUGAUGCACGUCUGUCUAAUCUCCAGCUCAAGGUUCCCCAGCUCCUUAAGGAGAAGUCCUCCCUGGUGGACGAAAAGGAGGCGAUUGAUAAACAACUCCAGGAAGAACGAGAGCGUCAUCAGGAACUCAGGUCAAGAUUCAAUAAACUCCACAACCAGAUAGGUAAUCCUCUCGUGACUGGCCGGAACUACACCAACUAUCAUUAAAUCUGGACAUAUUUACUGAACGAGCUGGAAUAUAACUGCCAAUAAAGGUUGGGACGAACACACGUUCAACUAACUGCUAGCCAUGAUAGUGGAUGAUUUAUUAAGACCACACAAUAUUGAAACGAGAUGAAGGACAAGUAAUAUACAAGUUUGGAUUUACUUUAAGAUAUUUUAAUCAUGCCGUUUGGUUUCGGUAAUGAACAACUUUGGUCGAUAAGUAAAUAAAUAUAACAAUGCAUUGGUAUAUAAUUCAAAUGAAAUAAACAAAUUGCU
Pecten maximus is the source of this 1087-nucleotide messenger RNA. RefSeq lists its product as uncharacterized. NCBI's taxonomy places the organism in Eukaryota, Metazoa, Mollusca, Bivalvia, Pectinida, Pectinidae. The coding region runs from base 104 to 814 and encodes 236 amino acids. The transcript is spliced from 5 exons. The record is from RefSeq and is a predicted model, not a curated record.